GCGGGGCUGCGGGCGCCGAGCGGACGGCGGUGGCCCGAGGACUGCGCGGCGGGCGCACCGGACGGCCGGGGCGCAGGUGGCAGGGCGCGCGGCCAGCCGGCCCCGGGCGCCAGAAUCCGGCGCUGCCGAGCCGGGGAGGGCGCAGCGCCCACCGCAGCCUGCAGUUUUCCCGGGACGUCUGGGCGCCCAUGACGGCGGCGGCGACUGUGCUCAAGGAGGGCGUGCUGGAGAAGCGCAGCGGCGGGCUGCUGCAGCUGUGGAAGCGGAAGCGCUGUGUGCUCACCGAGCGCGGGCUGCAGCUCUUCGAGGCCAAGGGCACCGGCGGCCGGCCCAAGGAGCUCAGCUUCGCCCGCAUCAAGGCCGUGGAAUGCGUGGAGAGCACCGGGCGCCACAUCUAUUUCACGCUGGUGACCGAGGGAGGCGGCGAGAUCGACUUCCGCUGCCCCCUCGAGGAUCCUGGCUGGAACGCCCAGAUCACCCUGGGCCUGGUCAAGUUCAAGAACCAGCAGGCAAUCCAGACUGUGCGGGCCAGGCAGAGCCUCGGGGCCGGGACCCUCGUGUCCUAAGCCGCACAACUUGCCAUCUUACCUUCAUGCUCCGCACCCUCCCCACCACGUGGUGUACGGAGGUCAAGUCAGCUCUCCUGCCCCUUUUGGCUCAUGGGAGCGUGACUGUGCUCCAUAUGUCGAGGCGGAAGCCAUGGUCACGUGGAGGAGACGCUGGAGCUGAAGGAAUGGAUGGGGCCCGGGGAGGAGGGCAGAAGGCCAUGUGGGGCUGAGGAUGAAGAUUCAGCCCCUGGACACUCUCAGAGUCUCCGGACAUUCCCAGCUCAGGGCUUUGCAGCCACAGCCUGACGUACAGAUGGUGAUGGAGAGCUGGCAUCCAAGCACCCUCCCCUCGGCGGCCCCGUCAUCUGGUUGCAGACUGCUGUUAGUCCCCAGUUUGUGCCGUGCCGCGAGGAGGACAUUUCCCCAUGGGGUGCCAAGCCAGCGCCUCAGGACUCAGGAG
Messenger RNA from Prionailurus viverrinus (fishing cat), 1008 nucleotides. RefSeq names its product pleckstrin homology like domain family A member 3 (gene PHLDA3). Bases 189 to 566 code for a protein of 125 amino acids. Gene Ontology annotation, molecular function: phosphatidylinositol phosphate binding. The record is from RefSeq and is a predicted model, not a curated record. The transcript has 2 exons. Gene Ontology annotation, biological process: positive regulation of apoptotic process; negative regulation of phosphatidylinositol 3-kinase/protein kinase B signal transduction; intrinsic apoptotic signaling pathway in response to DNA damage by p53 class mediator. Gene Ontology annotation, cellular component: plasma membrane. NCBI's taxonomy places the organism in Eukaryota, Metazoa, Chordata, Mammalia, Carnivora, Felidae.